Molecule: messenger RNA, 7262 nt
Organism: Mugil cephalus (flathead mullet)
Lineage: Eukaryota; Metazoa; Chordata; Actinopteri; Mugiliformes; Mugilidae
Gene: znf687a
Product: zinc finger protein 687a
Exons: 11
Coding region: 117-4088 (1323 amino acids)
Source: RefSeq, a predicted model, not a curated record
CGCCACAACAUUCGAGGAAAGUCACUGUCGCGUCAUGGUGACGUUUAACGUAUGCGACGUGAGAAAAGUCAGGAACCAACUUCGCCAACUGGCAGGUUUUCCACAUUGCGCUGGCAAUGGGGGACAUGAAGACCCCAGACUUUGAUGAUUUGUUGGCAGCGUUUGACAUUCCUGACAUUGAUGCCAAAGAGGCCAUUCAGUCCAGUCCGGACGAGGAACGGGAUGAGGUGGGGACUGAUGCAGAGGAGAGAGAGGGUGGGUCUCCUCCAUGCUUUCCCGAUCCCCCUGCCCCUCAAACUGACCCCCCUGUGGUCAGUGUUAUUGUUAAGAACACAGUGCGGUCUGAGUCUUUUGAAGAGGAAGUGAAGUCUGUUGGGGACAAAACGGAUAAUCCUUCGAGUAGUGCCUUAGCCUCUCAGCUUCAGGUCAAGGUGGAUGGCCUCACCUCACAGUUGGGUCCUAAACUGUGUGUUGAUGCUGCCAUAGAGGCCCAGAUUACCAAUGGCUUUAAAGGAUCUGUCCCCAGCGAUCAGGGACGGUCCAACACAGAACCAUGGUCCCAGUCCUCACCUCUGAGGUCCACACUGAGUGAGGGUGAAGGCGAUAAAGAAGCUGAACCUGCAUCGGCCCAGAAUACGACUGAUGCCAUAAACAGUUUGAGGCCCCUCCUCUAUCCCCAGGCUUCUGCCACGGCCGGUCCCACAUUCUCAUCUCCUCAUUCCCCUCCCUCCAUCAGACUUCACCUUUCUCCUCGCUCCCCUCAGAAGGAUGACACUCCCGAUAGUCAUCCAUUAUCUUCCCCAUUACCACAAAACGGAAACACGAAAACUGGAAUCAAGCAUGUUUUGCACUCGGAUGAAGAUGACUCAGAGCCAGAUUUAGGAGGUCCACUGGUGAUCCAGGAGAGUCCAGAAUCUGUAAUGUCCCCUCCUCACAAAUUUAAACACAGAGGGAAAUUACAGUCUGAACCACUUGAGUCUCCUGAAAAGUCCUGCUUGGUUCCUCAUCCUCCUAAUCUCUCUUGUUCUUUGCCACAACCCAAACCCCAAUUUGAGCAGAGCACCCCCAGGUCUCCCCCUCCGAUCAAGCCCCAGAGCCCCCAGGACUCCCUCCCCUUUGUCAGCAAAAGUUCUGCACUAGGCCAGGAAGAGAAAUACCCAGAGCAUGUGAUUGAUGAGAGAGACUCGCCUGAGAGCCCACCACCCAGUGAAACAGGUCUUGUAGUCUCCAACAGAAGCAGCAGUCCUGAUCCACGCUCAGCACCAGGUCCAGACGUGAACCACAAGGAGUUCCAUCAUCAAGAGGAGCCCAUGGAAAGUGAGCCUCUGAGUCCAGAGGACAAGCCAGGUGACGCUGAAGAGAUGAGUGAAAAGAUGACUGAAGAUGGGGAAAAUGUAAAUGAGGAGAGCUAUGAUGCCGGCGCUGACGGUGCCGUGUCUGAUGGUGUUUCAGAGACCGCUUCAUCUCAACCGCGACCUCUCACAGUGAAAAUUAAAACGCCUUCCGGCAGCAUAACAAGGACUGUGACUGGUGUUGCACCUAAACGAAGCGGAAGAGCCACCACCAAGGCUGUGGAUGGUUCAAAAGCGUCUCCAGAACGCCACAACACAAGAUCAAAACGGGGCGUUUCACAACAAUCCCAGUUGUCGGCAGUAGCAAUGCUCCAGGAUGCGUGCGCUGCAACAAUAGAAAGUGCCAGUGCAGUUAAAGAGAAAAACACAGUAGACUUUAAACCUAAAGUUUCCCCUACAGCCGUGAGCAUCACAAAAACUGCAGCACUUCCCUCCGUCUCUGGCCCCUCUUCCUCCAAAGUGGGUCCAGGCGCAAUGAACCUGCGUGGCCUGGGUCAAAAAACCCUGAACAGCGGUAUGGCACUGCCUACUCCUUUACCUCUGCUUCCUCCUCAAAUCAGCAGCAGACCGGCGUCCAUAGUCAACAGCACUGGGGCCAUUAUAUCCAAGAGUCAGACCAACCUGGUGGAAGCCUUCAACAAAAUUCUCAAUAACAAGAACCUGCUUCCUUGUUACAAACCAGACCUGAGCUCCCCUCUUCCACCAGAGUGGGGCAUUCCUCUUCCUGCACAGGGUUACCGCUGUCUGGAGUGCGGUGAUGCCUUCGCUCUUGAGCAGAGUUUGGUGCAGCACUACGACCGACGCUCGCUGAGGAUCGAGGUGACCUGUAAUCACUGCGCCAAACGCUUGGCCUUCUUCAACAAGUGCAGCCUGCUUUUACACGCCAGAGAGCACAAGGAGAAAGGACUGAUCAUGCAGUGUUCACAUCUGGUCAUGAAACCUGUCCCCAUGGAGCUGAUGAUCAGCCAGCAGGAACCAGCAGCACCUGGCCAGGCCGCCCUCAAGCCAGGAUCCCACGCACAAGCAGCACCUAACAAGAAAGCAGAAGCAGUGCACACAAGUUACAAGUGUCCUGAGUGUCAGGCUCAGUUCAGCAGCAGAGAAGACAUGGCGGAGCAUUUCCAAGAAAUCAAACCAGCGCACAGUACUCCAUGCACAGAGUGCUCCCCUCCCAUGCUCCUGCCCAACGGCUGCAGCACAGCGGCUCAUCAGCGCAUCCACCAAGGCCUCUCGCCGCACGUCUGCCCAGAGUGUGGCUUCACCGGCAAGCAGUCACUAUUUCAAACACAUCUGAACGAGACCUGUUUGCACUUUUCCCGCCGCAUUGGGUACAGAUGUUCCAGUUGCCUGGUGGUGUUCGGAGGGUUGAACUCAGUAAAGUCUCACAUCCAACAGGCUCACUGUGACAUGUUCCACAAGUGCCCCAGCUGCCCCAUGGCUUUCAAAUCUGCCCCCAGCAUACAGAACCACAUAACCGCGCAGCAUCCAGCACUUAACGAAAGGCAGACCAUGUUGAUCUACAAGUGUGUCAUGUGUGACACAGUUUUCACACAGAAGCCUCUGCUGUACGUCCACUUUGACACUCAUUUAACAAAUCAGAAGGUGCAUGUGUUUAAAUGCCCUCAGUGCACCAAGCUGUUUUCUCAGAGGAGUUCCCUACUGGACCAUUUCAAGACCCACAAGGCUCCCGCAUUAAAGGGAGAGUUGCCUUUGCCUCCAACUACUUCUUCUCGUCCACGGCCGUCUGCGAAGUUAGACAGCUCAGAUGGGGAAGAAUCGAUGAAUGAAGAGAAACAACAGAAAAUCAAGGUAGAAAGAAUAAAGACCCCCUCGGGGUGGAAGUGCACGUCCUGCCACACGCGCUACACGGAUCGAGAAGACUACAUUGCUCACAUGAGUGAACAGCACGGCAAGAUUCUGAAGAAGUUUCCUUGUAACAAAUGCGAGAGCUCCUUCACCACCACCUCCAGCAUGAGGCGACACAUCAGAGAUAAGCACAAAACCGUGAGUCGCGGCUUUCGCUGCCAGUUUUGUGCCGAGGGUAAGAAAACCUUCGGCAGCCGAGCAAUGUUGGAGAGGCACGUUCAGCUGAGACACAGGAUGGACGCUAUGAGCCGGGACACACCAGUGGGAGGUGGGAAUGAGGCCGACAGCUCGUCAGAGCAGGACGGCAGUUUGGGCCCUCGCCGGAAACGCAGAGGAGCCGUGAAGAUGGAACCGGACGAAGAGUCCGCGGACGGGAUAAGUCCGGUGAAGAAGGUGCGCGCUUCGUCCUCUGCGCCCUACUCACUUCCCGAGUCUGGAUAUCGCUGCGCCCCCUGCGGCUUCACCACAGAGGACCAGGCCACCUUCCUGGAGCACAUCGGCCAGCACAAGAGAGGAGAGGCCGGCAGUCUGCAGUGUCUGACGUGUGGCGCCUGCUUCACGUCCACCUCUUCUCUCUCGCGCCAUCGCUUCAUCACCCACAGAGUGAAAGACGUGUGCCCCGACAACCAGCAGUCCCUCGGCGUGCAGGCGGCUCCUUCUGGUAACCGCGACGAUAAGAGUUCUCUGAACGGUUCGGCGCCGGCCUCGCCCUCCAGUCACCCCUUCACCGGUCAGCUGAAAGAAGAGGAGGGCGCACUGGCCUGUAAGGUGUGUGGCAAACACUUUGAAAAGGCCUCAGAUCUGAACACACACUUCAGGACUCAUGGUAUGGCUUUUAUCAGUGCGAGGAACGCAGGAAAAACUACCUAAGAUAGCAAAUACAAGAAAGAAAAUGUCGGUGAGUCCAUAGGUGGUUAAAGAAGAAGUGCCUGUUUAUUGUUGAAUUCUCAUGAAAGUUAUGCACCUAUGCACUGAUUUAACCAAAGAUGGUGAUUCUCACUGUUCAAGGUGGUCCUUGACCUUCUGAAACUCAGGACCUAAUGCUGCAUUUCUCUUCUCAGUAAUGAUACUGAUGAGAUUAAGGCUCCUUCCUGUUCAGACCGGUUCACCGCUGUGAACGCGUAAUCAUGUUUCUAAUCCCGCUGUGAUUGUGACGGCUGUUUUUAAAUGAAAGUUGAUAAACGACGCAUCUGUUUAGAUUUCAUUAUUUUCAUCCUACUGAGAAGAUUUUUUAUUUGUUUGUUCUUUUUUUUUACCUUUUUUUUUUUUAGAGAAUAAUUGCUGUGGUUUAGAAUAUGAUGAUUCACUUAUUAUUAAGUACAUGUUUAACUUAAGGCCAGCCAUUUUCCAAAGCGUUAAGCGAUGUUUUAGAUUAUUACCUUAACUACAAUCACUGGCUUUCAGCAUGUAUAUGAGAAUAUAUUUACACAUACUGGGUGUUACAUUUAAUUUCCUGUUCGGGUUUUCACAAUGUUUCCUCACUGCAGUGUAGGGACACUAACACGAAAAGGAUAUUUCGUACAAAAAAAAAAAAAAUACUUUUGAUAGAUUCCCAAUUCAUUUGGGCUGAAACUUUACUUUUUAAUAUACAUUGUCUGGCCAAAAAAAAAAAAAAAAUCACCCCUGUAUUUAACUUAGCAAAGAGAUACAAGCCUCCUGUUGGAUAGUUACUGCAUGGGUGAUUAUCUUUCAGCUGGAAACAAGUUAUUUAAGCCCAACUGAUGCAAUGAUGCAAUGAGUAGCUUCUCAUUUCUUAAACAACCACGUGGAAAGACACAUCCUGUGGUUGGUCGUGGUCCCAUGGACUAAAAUUGGGUUAAGAACUGUCCGACUCAUUAUUAUUAUUAACCCUGAUUGAUCAACAGUGGAACUCAGGGCUUUGUUUAAUUGUGAAAGUAAGAUCAUUUCCACACAUACAGUGCAAAGGGAACUCAAGGUGUUAAGAAAACCAAUAAUCAGUGAGGUUAACUGGAAAAAAGACUUUAGUUUGCUAGCUAGCAUAAAUAUUCUGGAUAUACUCUGGAUCAAUGGAAGAAGGUCAUGUGGUCUGAUGAGUCCAGAGUGAUGGGGCAUCGGGGUAAGAAGAGAGGCAGAUGAAGUGAUGCCCCCAUCAUGUCUAGUAUCUACUGUACCAGUCUGUGGGGGCAGUGCUAUGAUCUGGGGUUGAUGCAGCUUCUCAGGUCCAGGUUCAGCAACAUUAUGCCCAAAGAAUGAGGUCAGCUGACUCCCUGAAUAUACUGAAUGAACAGGUUAUUCACAUCAAUUGAUUUUUUUCUUCUCUGAGGUCAUUAGCAUUUUCUAAGACGAUAACGUCAGGAUUCAUGGGGCUCAGAUUGUGGAAGAGUGGUAGAAGACUUUGAUCAGUGGUCAGACUCUUCCACCAUCAUUACAAGAUCUUGGUGAAAAAUGAAUGCAACACUGGAUGGAAAUGAAUCUUGAGACGUUGCAGGAGCUUCUUAUUGAAACAGUGCCACGCUGAAUGCUGCUGUAAUCCAACCUGAAGGUUGUCCAAUGAAAUAUUAGAGUGCAUGACCUUUUAUUUUGGCCAGGCAGUGUAAUUUUACACAGAUCACAUACAUUAGAAGCACGCUGGGUAUCCCCACUGCUAGACAGGGUUAGGGUUAAACGUUCAUGGUGGCACGACACCUGAGAAGACAUCUGGAAUAAAUGUGAAAGUGCUGCCUCUUAUUGAGAAUCUCGACUAAGGGAGAGGCCCUGCACAUGUAUGUUUCUGUUGCACGUUAAGUCAAAUAGGACCAAUUACCAUCUGCAAAACAGGAAUUCAAUCCAAAAACUCGAAGCUUUGGAAAAUGGUCAGCAGUUAUCUGACACUAUGUGUACUGGGGUGAAACUUUCAAACUGUUGAAGUGAGUUUUAAAAUGGAAUGUACUGUAUUUACGCCAGAUUAACAGAUUUCUUCCCUCUCAGUGAGCGAGAGACGGAAGCAAAAAUAUGUGUUUUUAUCGAUAUGCAAGGGGACACUAGCAAAAACUACUCAAUUCUGACAUCACAGCCCUGCGUUAAAUCUUAGCUUCACGGAGGUUAUCGUGUUCAUUGUUGGAGGAUGUAGUCUGUGGUGCUGUUAAACUGGAUCGAGUUCAAAGAACUAAAGUGUUUUUGUUAUUUCUGUUACUAAAGCGGGGUCGUCAAAAUAACAGAAACAUGCUGGUACAGCACAAUUGAUGAGUACCACAAACUACAGACUCCAUAAUGAAAACACAGUUGAAUCGACGGCUCUCAGUUGUUUUGUAACUCGCGCUCAAUUCCUUAAACGUCACAAAGAUUUAUUUCGAGAUUGUUAUAUUGGACUGUAUUUGUUUUCACUAGUGUACCUAAUGAACUGGCAUCUGAGUGUAUGCGUCUUAAUGGAAAUGCUGUAAACAGAUGUAUGUAUUUCUUAUGCUUUUCUGAGAACAUGAGAGUAUGUUGAACGUUUUCAGACUUUGGUAAAAAAGAAAAAUCAAUCUUUGUUCUACGCAACAGGCUGAAGAAAUCCAAUCAGAUGUUUCCUCGUGGUGACACAGAUCAGGUUGUGUUACGUGAAAACGUUCAACGAAAUGGUUGCAUGAGACAAAGAGGACUAGGCCGUGGCGAGUGUUUUGUCGUGAGUGCUUCGUUAUGAUUUCAUCUUUACAUGUAGUGAUGCCUCCCUCUGUGGUGAGGUGCUAGUUCUCUGGAAUAUUUCUGACCACACACCAGUAAUGUCCACAGACGGAGGCAACGUUGUAAAAGCGCCUCCCCCCUGUAAUGUACCGUACUCCUUGUAGACUUGUUUUUUUUUUUCUUUCCUCAGGAGAUAAUCCAAUGCCUUAACACACACUGUUCUCUUUUAGAGUAUCUGCUUUUUGCAUCGACAGAAGAUUUGCCUAACCAAAUGUUUAUUUAAAAAAAAAAAAAAAGUUGAAUAAAAACUAGCACACUGGCAUAAACUUACCUUUCUUCUCCAAGUAGAAUCUUUCAUCAUGUGUGUAUAUUAGUAGUCUUUAUUGAAUUCAGUAAUUUGUCAUGAUGUACAUAUUAAAUCAAUCUAAUAAUAGACCCACA